This is a messenger RNA of Stegodyphus dumicola, 678 nucleotides long. RefSeq lists its product as uncharacterized. Lineage: Eukaryota; Metazoa; Arthropoda; Arachnida; Araneae; Eresidae. The record is from RefSeq and is a predicted model, not a curated record.
AUGGCUGAUUUACCUUCUGCGAGAGUGAAUCCCGGAAGACCAUUUCUUAAAUGCGGAACUGACUUUUCAGAACCAUUCUGGAUCAGCCCUAGACGUGGUAAAGGAGUUAAACCACUGAAAAUGUACGUAUGUGUAUUUGUAUGCUUUGCAACAAAAGCCGUCCAUUUAGAACUUGUUAGUGACCUUAGUGCUCAGGCAUGCAUUGCAGCUCUGAAACGAUUCAUAGGACGACGAGGAAAGCCCGCUGAAAUAUUCAGUGAUUGUGGAACGAACUUUAUCGGUGCAAAGAAUUACUUAAAAGCGUAUACGAUGGAGUCACUUGGUACUUACUUGACCGACGAAGGCGUUAAAUGGACAAUGAAUGUUCCAUCAGCCUCUCAUUUUGGAGGCCUAUGGGAGGCUGCCGUUAGAUCCAUGAAGUUUCACAUGAGACGUGUUAUAGGAUCGCAGAUCCUCUCACAAGAAGAAUUUUUAACGUGUCUAGUGGAGAUUGAAGCCAUACUUAACUCCCGUCCUUUAGUGGCUGCUUCUGAGGACCCAAAUUUUUCUGUCAAUACACCGGGUCACUUUAUUAUCGGUUCCGAGUUAAAAAGUGUUCCUGAGCCUGAUGUAACAAAUGAGAAAAUUCUCAUCCGUGAACGGUCGAAAUUAGUCACACAGAUUUCCCAAUCGUUUUGA